AUGCCUUCUCAAGUAGCAACAUGCCUGCGCUUUGCGCGGCAGUUUUCCGCUGAUCCUGUCAAGCACCAGCGCUUCCUUACGCGCACUUUCUCUAGCAGUGUUCAGCGUGCGGCGAUCAACAAGGUGUUCAAGUCCGCCGAGGAUGCCACCAAAGACAUGAAGUCGAACUCCACCCUUUUGGCUGGUGGGUUCGGCCUGUCUGGUGUGCCAGACACCCUCAUCAAUGCCGUUCGGGCCAACUCCUCAAUUUCCGGUCUCACUGUCGUCAGCAACAAUGCGGGUGUGGAUGGCUCUGGUCUGGGUCUGCUCCUACAGUCCAAGCAAAUCAAGAAGAUGAUUGCCAGUUAUGUUGGCGAGAACAAGACCUUCGAGCGCAUGUAUUUGACCGGAGAGAUUGAGCUGGAGCUCACCCCGCAAGGCACUCUGGCGGAGCGUUGCCGCUCUGGUGGUGCUGGCAUCCCUGCCUUCUACACCCCUGCGGCAUUCGGCACGGUUGUCCAGACUGGUGAUCUGCCGCUGCGACACAACAGUGACGGCACCGUGGCUUUGUACAGCCAGCCACGCGAUACUAAGGUCUUUGAUGGCAAGAGCUACGUGAUGGAGGAGGCUAUUAAGGGCGACUAUGCUUUCGUUAAGGCUUGGAAGGCUGAUAAACUGGGUAACUGUCAAUUCCGCUACUCAGCCGCGAACUUCAACGGCGCGAUGGGCCGUAACGCCAAGAUGACCAUUGUUGAAGCGGAGCACAUUGUGGACCCUGGCGAGAUCGACCCGGCUGCUAUUCAUCUGCCAGGUAUCUACGUUAAGCGUGUGAUACAAAGCACCACUGAGAAGAAGAUUGAGAAGUAUACCUUCGCUAAGGAGGAGGGCGCCGAUACUUCCGCACUGGGCAAGGGUGACACCGCCAGCAAGCGCGAGCGCAUUGUCCGUCGUGCUGCGAAGGAAUUCAAGAACGGCAUGUAUGCCAAUUUGGGCAUUGGUAUGCCUAUGCUGGCACCUAACUUCGUCGACUCUUCCGUUGAGGUGACUCUACAGUCCGAGAACGGUAUCCUCGGCCUGGGUCCUUACCCCAAGAAGGGCGAGGAAGAUCCCGACCUCAUCAACGCCGGCAAGGAGACUGUGACUCUCAAUCCCGGCGCCGCCUGCUUCGGCAGUGACGAGUCAUUUGGCAUGAUCCGUUCUGGUCGUAUUGACCUGACCAUUCUGGGUGCCAUGCAGGUCAGUGCCAAGGGUGACCUUGCUAACUGGAUGCUCCCCGGUAAGAUCAAGGGCUUCGGUGGUGCUAUGGACCUUGUCUCCAACCCUUCUGCCACUAAGGUCGUUGUGACCAUGGAGCACACAGACAAGAAGGGCAACCCUAAGAUUGUUAAGCAGUGUGAAUUCCCCCUGACUGGACCCGCCUGCGUGAGCCGCAUUAUCACAGACCUCUGUGUCUUCGACGUCGACUUCACGGAAGGUCUUACUCUGGUUGAGAUUGCCGAUGGCGUGACUGUCGAGGAGGUCAAGGCGAAGACUGAGGCUCCCUUCAAGGUUGCGGACGACUUGAAGCCCAUGCUGUAG
Messenger RNA from Penicillium argentinense, 1557 nucleotides. RefSeq names its product 3-oxoacid CoA-transferase. The coding region runs from base 1 to 1557 and encodes 518 amino acids. Gene Ontology annotation, biological process: ketone body catabolic process. The record is from RefSeq and is a predicted model, not a curated record. Lineage: Eukaryota; Fungi; Ascomycota; Eurotiomycetes; Eurotiales; Aspergillaceae. The transcript has 3 exons. Gene Ontology annotation, molecular function: succinyl-CoA:3-oxo-acid CoA-transferase activity.